AUGUCGUCCCGACGGAACGGGUCGGUGUCUCGGGCGGCCGAGGCUGCCUCAAAGAACCGACUUCAUAUGGAUAGGAAUCCACAACAUUCGAGAAUUACUGAUCCCUCGAAUCCGGCCGGACGUCGGAAAGAAAUAGACAACGUGAUGAAGAGAGCACGCCAAGCUUCUCCAGGCAGCUGGGAUAGAAAACUUUUAGAAGUUGAAGAGAAGGAUCCCAACAGAUGGCGCCACACUGGCUACAAACAAUUGUACCUGGACGGUUCCAGAUCUCCGUCCCCACGCCGCUCCAGGUCCCCAGGCCUUAGGAGGUCCAGGACUCCACUAGCGUCUCGUCGCUCGCGUUCGGGCGGUCGACGUUCCCGCUCCCCGGUGGGACGACGUUCGCGCUCCCCCUUGGGGCGCCGCACCCGCUCGCCCGUGGGCCGGCGCUCCCCGCGCAAGUCGCGCUCCCGCUCAGCUCGCCGCAGCCCGCGCCGCACUCCACGCAGGAGUCCUAUCAGACGCAGUCCGCUCCGCUCGCCCCGGCGCCGCUCGCCGCGUGCGGCCCCUCUGGCCCCGCCCGUGGCCCGGCGUGAGGCUCGCCGCCCAGUUCCACCCCCCGCGCGGCCUGUUCGUCCCCCCUCGCCGCCGCAGCCCAGGAAGUCAUCAUCAGGUUCUUCCGCCAGUAGCUGCUCUGACGAGUCAUGUUCCGUUUGUUCCGCUAAGAACAAGAAGGGACCACCGCCGCCUAAGCCUGUUAAACCUGUUGGAGCUUUAUCUCCGACUCGAGCUCGUGCUGUGCAGCCUACGAGAGAGUUAUUAAAAGCUCGAGAGAGUAGCAAGAGAACCCGUGAGGAAAAAGUGCUGGAGUGGCAACGCUCGCAGCUGUGCGUGGCGCCGCAGAUCAAGCGCGAGGGCGAGCGCUCCGAGCGGCCCGAGCGAGGCGAGCGCGCCGAGCGCCCCGCCGCCGCUCGCAACGCUCGCGCCGUGUCGCCCGCCGCCAUCGCCGCCGCGCUCAACGACUCCGACUCUGACUCGGAGUCCGACGCCAGCGAGGAGCCGCAGCCGCAGAGACUGACUUUGUCAGAACGCUUCGGCAAGAUGGCGCAGUGGUCCUUGGACAGGUCCUCACGGCUCGAGAACAUGCGCAUCACUCGUCGCGAGACCACGCUGCACGUGCGCAUUGAGCGAGACGAGCGGGAGCCCGAACCCGCAGGCGGCCCAGAGCACCCCACCUUCCCGGGCGCGGAGGGUGCGGCGGCGGGCAGCUACCCCGCCGAGCUGCUGCUGGCGGCGCCCGCCGGCCUGCCGUCCUGGGACGACGUGCGCGUGCGAUACGACUACUACAAGAAGCGCGGCUACUUGCGAGGUCUAACGCUGGGCGACUACGUGAAGUGGGAGGAGUGGUGGUACAAGUACCAGGAGUGGCUGAAGCACGAGCGCGCCUACGAGCGCUGGGCGGAGGGCGACACGGCGCCGCGCCGCGAGCGUCGCCGCCGGGGGGGGCGCCACCGCCGCAGCUGA
Molecule: messenger RNA, 1503 nt
Organism: Arctia plantaginis
Lineage: Eukaryota; Metazoa; Arthropoda; Insecta; Lepidoptera; Erebidae
Source: the annotation of a GenBank genome assembly